Molecule: messenger RNA, 641 nt
Organism: Dioscorea cayenensis subsp. rotundata (Guinea yam)
Lineage: Eukaryota; Viridiplantae; Streptophyta; Magnoliopsida; Dioscoreales; Dioscoreaceae
Product: scarecrow-like protein 9
Exons: 2
Coding region: 154-618 (154 amino acids)
Source: RefSeq, a predicted model, not a curated record
CUGUGAUAUUUUUCCCUCUUCUUUUUAAUAAGGAGAGACUUACUCUCUUAUCUCCAUCUCUAUCUUCCUCUUCUCCUAGGGUUUCAAACUUUCAAUAAAGGUUGAAGCUUUAGCGUUGGUGAAUCAGUUUAUUAAGAAGAAGUUAGAGUUUCAAUGGUUAGUGGUCCGGAGCUUCAAGAGCUCGUCACCAUGGCAAACAACUGCAAAUAUGAUGAUGUUUUUGCUAGUAAUUAUUUAUAUCAACCAAAUUCAGUAGUAUAUGAUCAGCAAAGCUUAGUUGGGAGUUCAUACAAUUCCAUGUGUGUACCUUCUCAAGAUGUCAACUUUGCAUCAUCUUUAGCCACAAGAAGCCAUGAGGGGGACCCUGCUGAGGAUGGUGAGAUCUUCUCAGACAUAUCCCUUACUUAUAUCAGUCGAAUGCUCUUGGAGGAGGAUAUCGAUGAGAAGGUGAAUAUGUAUCAGCAACAGGCUGCCCUCAGAGCUACUGAGAAGCCAUUCUAUGAUAUUCUUGGUGAAGAGUAUCCAUAUCCUCUUUUGCCUGACAAAUUUUCAUUUCACUUCACGCGUAAUCUGGAUAGACUUGAUGGUGGUGUGGUGGUGGUGGUGGUGGAGUGCUAGAUCACAGACAGUCACAUGUUAGU